GUGUGUAAGCGAAGUGAGUUGCGUGUAAAACAAGAAGAAGCAGCAACAAACAAAAACUAAGGCCAAGUGUUUAGCUGAAGUCGUAUUUAUUUAGGGCAUGCGAAAAAACCAUUUAGCGGUCACAAAAACCAACGAAAAAUCAAUAGUCGAGAGUGUAAGCAGCAGAAAAUAUACAAAAAAUAAAGCAAUAGCAAAAGCGUGCAAACAAGUUAAGCAACAAACGCUGCAAAAGUUAACAGUUAACUGCUAAACGAAACAGCAACAACAACAACAACAACAACAAACGCAAAGCCAGAGCUUACGUAAAAAGCUCGCACGAAACUGUAAAUGCAACUGCAACUGCAUACGAAAUAAUCAAUCUGCCAUUAUUAAAAAAAAAAAUUAAAAAAACAUAAUAAUUAUCAACGAAUUAAAGAGUACAACAAAGCGCAAAGAAUAACAGAAAUAAAAGUAACGGUAAAAAUCAACUAGUUGACAGCAUGACGAAAGACAGAUUGGCCGCCUUGCAUGCCGCGCAGUCGGACGAUGAGGAGUCGGAGGAUGUGGCCGUCAAUGUGGAUGGCCAUGAUUCGUAUAUGGAUGAUUUCUUUGCCCAGGUGGAGGAGAUACGCGGCAUGAUUGACAAGGUCCAGGACAAUGUUGAGGAGGUGAAAAAGAAACAUUCGGCCAUAUUGUCGGCACCACAAUCCGAUGAGAAGACCAAACAGGAACUGGAGGAUCUAAUGGCCGAUAUCAAGAAGAACGCGAAUCGUGUGCGCGGCAAACUCAAGGGCAUCGAACAGAACAUUGAGCAGGAGGAGCAACAGAAUAAAUCAUCGGCCGAUUUGCGUAUACGCAAAACGCAACAUUCGACAUUGUCCCGUAAAUUUGUUGAGGUCAUGACCGAAUAUAAUCGCACCCAGACCGAUUAUCGGGAGCGCUGCAAGGGCAGAAUACAGCGUCAGCUGGAGAUCACAGGUCGUGCGACCACCAACGAGGAGCUCGAGGAUAUGCUCGAGCAGGGCAAUUCCGCCGUCUUCACCCAGGGCAUCAUCAUGGAAACGCAGCAGGCCAAGCAAACGCUGGCCGACAUUGAGGCACGGCAUGCGGACAUCAUGAAACUGGAGACGUCCAUCAAGGAGCUGCACGACAUGUUCAUGGACAUGGCCAUGCUGGUCGAGUCCCAAGGCGAGAUGAUCGAUCGCAUCGAGUAUCAUGUGGAGCACGCCAUGGACUAUGUCCAGACCGCAACUCAGGAUACCAAAAAGGCGCUCAAAUAUCAAAGCAAAGCGCGACGAAAGAAGAUCAUGAUACUCAUCUGUUUGACCGUCUUGGGUAUCUUAGCGGCUGCCUAUGUUAGCAGUUAUUUCAUGUAAAUGCAAUUACUUAAACACACACACACACACACACACACAUACACUUAGACACACAUAGAUACACACACACACACACACACACUCGAUGUCUGUUUAGGAUGUUGUGCAACCCACCCAGAAAUGAUUCAAUACAAAGUUUAAGCGACCCUUGCCAGUGAGCUACACACCCACACACACACACACACACUUGAUAAUUUAGGCUCUAUAAUUAACAAGAGAUAAACAAUAUAUACAUAUAUACAUAUAUAUAUAUAUAUGAGAACGCAUUAUAUAGCUAAUUUGUAUUAGUUUAGAAAAGUCUUGAGUCUAGCGGCAAAAGUGCGCAUAUUUGUUGUUAUUGGGCGCAGGAUAUGUAUAUCCUUAUGCUCAACACACACACACACACACAAUAAUAUAUAUAUAUAAUAUGUAUAUGUAUAUAUUAGAAGCCGAUUUAAACACAAAACCGAACAAACCAAACGAGAAGCAAUUAAUAGAGUCUAAAGAAAAA
Drosophila virilis is the source of this 1845-nucleotide messenger RNA. The record is from RefSeq and is a predicted model, not a curated record. Lineage: Eukaryota; Metazoa; Arthropoda; Insecta; Diptera; Drosophilidae.